UGACUGUAGUUCAAGAGCUCUGUGAGGACAACUUGAGUGUCGCUGUUGCUCAGUGUUACGACAGUCCCACAUUGGGAUGUUAUUUGACUUCAUUUUUCUCUUCUGCAUUGGUGUUCAAGUGCCUUCUACACUCUUUACCCUUUUGCUACAGAACUCCUGAGCAGUGCAGAGGAAUCUGAGGUGUUUGAUGAAGGUACAUUUCCAAGUUGUGAAGGCAUCUGUGGGCCAUAGCCAAGGCAGCUGUUCAGAAGGUGCCCAGCUUCUGCCCAUUGUGGGGGAAAUGAUGCACAAUUGGUUACACGGCACAAGCUGCCUCCAAGCCAAUCUUCUUCUGAACUCCCAACUAUAAAGGGUGUUUUGCUGCUUAAUUAUAUGUGCCUUUAUGUGUUGGAGCACUAAAUUCAAUUUUACUUCGCCCUUCAAAGCAAUGUUGCACCAUAGUGUUCUGUCUUUGUCUCCAAAAGGAGAAAUUGAGUUUUAGUCCUGUAAUGAUGAUUCUUAAAAAAUGUACUCCAUUCUCUGCCUGCUGCACAUUGUGGGGCGUGUCUCCUUGUAUCAACUAUUAUUAUUAUUAUUAUUAUUAUUAUUAUUAUUAUUAUUAUUAUUAUUAUUAUUAUUAUUAUUAUUAUUAUUAAUUGGGUUUAUAAACCGCCCUCCCCCGAAGGGCUUAGGGCAGUGGACAACAUAAGUAGAGCACAAUAUCAGAUUAAAUACAAUAAAUAUAGAUUAAAACGGCUCUAGUAAAAAUAAACCCUACCCCAUUUAAAAUGCAGCAUAAAUUAACUCAGGAUGGCGCCUGUCUGAUAUAGCUUGUCUGAUAUAGCUGUUGUAGAGAUAAUUUAAGUUUUCUUUGGUUUCCACUUUUGGUUGAUCUUGAGGUAAAGUUGGCAUGAUGGAUAUCUGAGCUAAAAAUGCCUUGUGUGGUAUAACACCCACGCAUAUUGGAAUUUUAAAAAAAUCCUGGGUACCCAUAAAUGCAGAAAGAAUUCACGAUUGCUUUAAAAAAACCUACAAAAAGAGAAGGAACCAAAAAAAAUACAAUGAAAGUUUUUUGAGAAGCACAGGAAUAUUUCUUGUGAUUAGCCAUGCGUUCUGCAUUCACCUUUCUUGCAUCACAUCUUUAGAUUUAAAAGAAGGCCUCAAUAUUUUGGGUGAAGAGUGGAAGGGAAUCUACACACAUAAAUUUUAUAUGUAGCUUGUAUGGUGGCAAUGAUAAAAGAAUUUGAGGUGUGUUGUGGGUGCUUUUGCACAACUUAAAUAUUUUAAAUACCCAUAUGCCACUUAUUGCCACACGUUAGAGAUGUCAGAGGAGGAAGGGAUCAUUUCCCCCCUUUUAGGAUUAUUUUAUCUCCUUUGCCAAGAUUUGGUAAGCUCUGUCUGGAUAAAAAGCAACCAAAGGGGCUGUCCUGUCUUGGCUGUGAGGGAGCAGUGUCCUUGCUGACAGCAUCACAGAGGCCAAUUAUGUAGUCAGGUGGAAAUGGUAGUUGCCAAGGAGAUGCAGGGGCUGUGAGAGGAAGGCAGGCGUCUUGGCUGGACACUGGGCUGGUGACUCUCGGCCAAACAUGACCUGUGUUACUCGGCAACGCCUUCAAAGGCAGAAGGAGUUCAUUCUGGAUGGGGUGGCAGCGGACACCAUUGGCAGCGGGUACGCCCACAUCCUCCCUAAACUCUGGUCUCCGCUGCCUCCUUAUAAUGCUCAACUGGAUGUCCACGCCGCCAGCUACUUCUCAUCCCCAGUGGUCAAGGCACUGUUGAAAAAAACAGAACAGACCCGUGGAGGGACCUCCAGAGAUGGCUGGAUAGUGGAUUAUUUCCAUAUUUAUGGGCCAGGUCAGAGAUACUUGAACAGAAGGAACUGGGCAGGAGCAGGCCAUUCUCUCCAGCAAGUGGCCGGCCACCAUUUGUACUUGUCUGAUGCAAAGCCCAUCCGAGGGUUCAACGGGCGCUACGGCUACCGUCGCAACACCCCUGACCUGCGCACGCGCUCCUCUUGCUUCGGAGAAGUCACGAUUCUCCCCCUUUACUGAACAACAUGGAAUGGCUUCCUCUGCAGCUGGCUCUGGCCAGACUAAGCAUUCGUUUUCUUGUUUUUUCCUUUAAGAAAUGGUCGAAAUAAAGUUUCAUUUUAUUGUUCAUAUAUUAAUAGUUUGUUGCCAUUGGGGGAAACCUGAAACCAAAACGGUGCUAUCUUACAGUGCAGUGCAAAGCAACAAGAUCAGCCAAGACCCAAUUACUCGCCCAACAACAAGGGAAAUGUAUAUUCUUAUAAUUUUUAAAAAGUGAAACUUUAGGUAAACAUCAUCAGCAAAGUGCAUCAAAAACACAUCAAUGGGACGAUUCAUUCAUCAACUGCAGUAUAUGAAGCAUACAUCAACGGGGAUAGUCCAUUCAUAAAUGUAUAAAGUUCUACAAUGGCGACAAUAAGUGGGUUAGUAUAGUCCGAGGACAUAAAUGUUCCGCUAUUGCUUCAAAUGAUGUAUACAAAAAAUUCUUCAGGACUACACGCACUAAACGAAUCACAGGUAAAAAAGAUGCAAAUUGCACUCCAAUAUAGUGACCAUAGCAAACAAGUUGUACACAGCAGCAAACAGUGGCAAGCAAGUAGCUCGUAGUUAUGUCGGCAGCAGAACGCCUGCGUGCUAAGGAUGCGUUUCCGAGCUAUAAAUCUUCAGUACUUGUACAACGUUCAUGAUUCCAGAAUAUAGUUCUUGAAAUAUUAUACAGUAAUGCCUGUGAUAUAUAUAAAAUGCUGUAAGUACAUAUGAACAAUACACAACUGUAAUAUAUAUAGAUGUAUAAUAAAUUACAAU
Messenger RNA from Sphaerodactylus townsendi, 2810 nucleotides. RefSeq names its product linkage group 15 C17orf98 homolog (gene SPMAP1). The transcript has 3 exons. NCBI's taxonomy places the organism in Eukaryota, Metazoa, Chordata, Lepidosauria, Squamata, Sphaerodactylidae. The record is from RefSeq and is a predicted model, not a curated record. Bases 1563 to 2027 code for a protein of 154 amino acids.